Messenger RNA from Pollicipes pollicipes, 992 nucleotides. Its product is annotated as protein FAM136A. Bases 112 to 537 code for a protein of 141 amino acids. Lineage: Eukaryota; Metazoa; Arthropoda; Thecostraca; Pollicipedomorpha; Pollicipedidae. Gene Ontology annotation, cellular component: cytoplasm. The transcript is spliced from 5 exons. The record is from RefSeq and is a predicted model, not a curated record.
CCUCAUGGUGGAGGCGCACGAGGACGGGAGCCGGAACCGGUGCUGUGCUUGAAGGAUAGGGGGUGGCGCUGUGGAGUUCGUUUAGAAACGCUACCAGCAAGACUCACCAUAAUGGCAGAAGCAGCACAGGAACGAGUGCAGAAUUCAAUGACAAGUAUGGUCGAAGAUAUAGACAAGAGCUAUCUGAGAAAAAUGCAGGGAGAUAUGCAUCGGUGUGCAUCUAAGUGCUGUGAUGACUCAAACUCUUCAAUUGACAAAGUGCAUGGCUGCAUUGAACAAUGCUCAAUCCCUCUUCAGAAGGCACAGCACUUUGUGCAAGUGCAGAUGGGUGACAUUCAGGAACGUCUGCAGCGCUGUGUGAUGCAGUGUCAGGACAAGAUCAAGGACAAGGUCGGGCCGAACACCACCGAGACAGAGGUGCAGGGAUACAAAGGCGAAUUUGAGGCGUGCGCUGUCCAGUGCGUGGACGACAGCAUCAACACGUUCUCGAGCCACACGCGGAGGAUCAAGGACCAUCUACACAAGCGCGCCUACUAGCCGCCGGGCGUGCCCGCUAGUUGUUAUUGAGUGCCAGAUGAAUGCGAGCUGAAUGCCGAAUGUCGCGUCCACUGCUCCCCACUGUUACCGUGCUAGUGUCGGCCCCGACGAGCUCAAAGGCGAUGGUGGGCGAUUCUGCUGUCCCACGUCUUUAUUUUGGGCUCAGGAUGGCUCCCCACUGCCCGCUCGGUGUUUAGAAAUGGAAAUCGAGCCAUUCCAUGUUAUGUACAUUCGUCGAUUAGACCUGUCUUGACCGUUUGCAAUGCUCCAUUUAGGGCCGACGUGCCUUGGGGCGCCGUGUCCGGGCCGGUUGGGUCCGGCCGGCGGUACUUCUGAACAAGGCGCUAUGCUGACUUGCAUUUGUAUGAUCGUUGGUCGGCUCCGCACGCCGGGGAAAGGCGACUGCGCGCUAAUACAUAAUCGGUCAGCCCAGACUGACCGGAGCAUGUACACAC